This is a messenger RNA of Arvicanthis niloticus (Nile rat), 1403 nucleotides long. It is a transcript of the gene Mgarp, whose product is annotated as mitochondria localized glutamic acid rich protein. The record is from RefSeq and is a predicted model, not a curated record. Gene Ontology annotation, biological process: anterograde axonal transport. NCBI's taxonomy places the organism in Eukaryota, Metazoa, Chordata, Mammalia, Rodentia, Muridae. Gene Ontology annotation, cellular component: mitochondrion; mitochondrial outer membrane.
UACGCGGCCAUUAAGCGGCUGCUCGGGGACACGGGAAUAAAACACUACUAGAGCUGGGUAAGGGGACCAAGGUGCUAACGACUAACUCGACUAACUGGAUCUCCUUCCCUCGUCCCCUGGGGGGCCGGGAUGCACGGGAUCUGGAGUCCCACCCGGGGCGGGGCGCUCCCGAGGCUCCUCCCUCUGAGCCUGGGUUGCUUGCUCCGCUGCUGCUUCUCAGCGCAUCCGGCGAUGUAUCUCCGCAGGGCUGUGUCCAAGACUCUGGCGCUGCCCCGGAGGGCGCCCCCCGGUCCAGCGCCGCUAGGGAAGGACGCAUCUCUUCGCCGAAUGUCAUCCAGCAAAUUCCCUGGGACAUCUGGCUCCAAUAUGAUCUAUUACCUGGUUGUAGGUGUGACAGUCAGUGCUGGUGGAUAUUACACUUACAAGGCUUUCACAUCAAAGCAAGUCAGACAUACAGAACAUGCAACCAAACCGAAAGAACAAACAAAGGCAGAGUUACAACCAGUUCCAGGCGAUAAGGAGCAUGUGGCAGAAGCGGAGGAAGCAUGUUCAGAGACUGGAGACAUUUCGGUAAAGGAAGCUGAAUCGGUAGAUGCUGAGGAAGUCCCAGAGGCUGCAGCUGUGCCUCCAGAAGAGUCUCAGGCCUCUGAGGUCCCUGCCGAAGUUGCUCUGGUGGAGACAUCCGAAGUUACUCUGGUGGAGACAUCCGAAGUUGCUCUGGUGGAGACAUCCGAAGUUGCUCUGGUGGAGACAUCCGAAUCCUCAGAGCCUGAGCUGAAGAUCACCGAAGUUUCCCCGGUGGAGACCACCGAGGGUGUCCCUGAAUCCACUCCGGAGGUGGAGAGUGCAGCGCCAGACCAGGCUGAUGUUUGCAACGAAGGGGCUGAUACCAGCAAGGAGGAGGCUGAUGCCAGCAAGGAGGCUGAAGGUACCACUACUGAGGACCCGAUCUCCAAGGAGAGCGCAGAACUAGAAGAAAGCUCUCCCUUAGGCUCAGAACCCUCUGCUCAGCCUGAGUCACAAGAAGAAACAGAGGUCACAACGGAAGCAGCAUCACCCCAAGGCUGAUCUGCAAAAUUCUGUAGUUGCUUUUGUAUUUUUAGUAACCUUAGCUCUUCUUUCUAGAAUAUUUUAAUAUACCUUAAAGAAUUUGUCUUUACUAAUAGCUAUCUGAUUGGGGAUUGGUAUUUUACAUGUCUUAAUAGUUGUCUACCCUCUAAAAUCUGGCUGUGUUAAGACCUUAAAUAGUGUUAAGUUUGGAUUUAAAUUUUACGUUUUAGAAAUUGUUGUCAGCAACCUGUGUCACUUUGAUUUUGCUUUGCCUUUCUCUUACUUUAUUAUAUGUUAGACUAGAUUAUUGGGUUUGAUGUGAACUCAUUUAAAUAAAAUUAGAAAAUCCUAAA